CACUCGAGGGGCGGGGGCAGACAGACACUCCCCCACAGCCGGUCCCUCCCUGCGCCCGGCUCCCGCGCGCGUCCCGCUCCCCACCCCCGGGGAGGGGCCUGUGCAGGCCGCCGGGGCGCUGCGCACCGAGGAGGAAGGGACUGGACGAGCGGCGGGCUCGAGGGUUGCCUGGACUGCAGGGAGGGAACGAGGGUGAGGGCGUGUGUGUAUGUGUGUCUGCGCACCCCGCCCCGGCGGGCUAGCAUGAGGAGAGACCCGAGCGGGAAGGCAGCUUCUUGUCCGGCCUUCCCGGGUCUGUCACCUGGGCGGUGGCGUGGGAGCGGCAGGGCGCGCCGCCGCGUGAGACAGAGACUCAAGAGGCCAGGCGGAGGACCAGGACCAGCCCCUGGGCUCUGUGCGGGGCUGCGCCUGCCAGGAGGGAAACGACGGAGAGGGCCGGGCAUCCUCGGCCCACCGCGCAGCCCCUCCCCUCUCUGGCCCGGCUGGAAGAGCAGAGCAGCUGAACCGCCCGGGCCCCGCCAACAAACAGCCUCCGCCCUGCUCGGGAGCGGCUGCGCCUGCAAGAUGAAUGAAACAUUCGCCACUCUCAGCACAAGGGGAAAAGAGACCUUGCGCCCUGGGUCCUCAAUUCCCCUCUCUCCAGCCUCCUGGGACCAAAGGGCCGAGGCCACGCCUCUUGGGCGCAUCCUGGAUGGUUGGGGGUCCAGGAAUGUCGCCCUCCACCACUUUAUAUCUCCAGUUCUUUGUGGACUCUGAAAAGAGGUCAAGCAAUUUCCCACCCUGUAUGAGAGAUUAUUUUCCUCUUCUUCCUGGUUAUACUGGAUGUUUCAUAGACAUUCCGAACUGAUCUUUGUACACUGACAGCGUUUGGAUGGCUUUUGUGCGGCUUCCCCUCGCUUCGCUGCUCCUUCAUUGCUCAGACACGCGAGGAACGUCAGAAACCCAGACUGAGGAUACCCAAGAAAACAAUAGAGGCAAAAGUCCUUUCCCGGGCCUGGGAAUUACAGACAAACAAAAUCAUUUCCCACUUUCGUCCAAGAUGAAGCUGGAAAAUGAACACAUCAGAGCUGUGACCGUGUUGAGAUACUUCAUUGAAAAGAGGACUACUCCAUCCCUAACACAUUUCAAGAACUUUCCUCUCAUCCAAUCCUGCUCCUUUUCUGCCACUCACUAGCUCUUGCAAGCCAUCGUGACCUCUCUGAGCCUUGGCUUCUUCAACAGCAACAAGGGAUCAUAAUAUUUAGAUACUGAGAAUUAGAAAUAAAGGCAUAGAUCUUUGCACAUUUACAGAGCAGAUAAGGAUGCUUUGUCAAUGGCUAUUUGUGCUGGUUUGAAUGUAUUAUGUCCCCCAGAAAAAGCCAUAUUCUUUGAUGCAGUCUUAUGGGGCAGACAUUUUGGUGCUGAUUAGAUUUGCAUG
Messenger RNA from Choloepus didactylus (southern two-toed sloth), 1417 nucleotides. RefSeq names its product extracellular tyrosine-protein kinase PKDCC-like. NCBI's taxonomy places the organism in Eukaryota, Metazoa, Chordata, Mammalia, Pilosa, Megalonychidae. The transcript is spliced from 2 exons. Bases 244 to 756 code for a protein of 170 amino acids. The record is from RefSeq and is a predicted model, not a curated record.